UGAAACAAAGUUCCACCCGAAGCAGUAGGCGGCGCUGUGGGAUUCAUCGUUUAUCCGUACACACAGUGGACACGUCAUGCUAGCGGAAGACUGAAAUCAUCUGCGCGUGCGUUGAACUGUCUUCGUAAUUUUGAGGCUCAAACCAGCGGAGGAAGAUGAGGGUGUUCUGUGUAUUUGCUCUGGUUGCUGUGAUGGGUCUGGUGGCAGGAGAAGAAGGGGCUCGUCUGUUGGCAUCUAAGUCCCUGUUGAACCGAUACGCUGUAGAGGGACGAGAUCUUACUCUGCAAUACAACAUCUACAAUGUUGGCACCAGUGCUGCACUGGAGGUCGAGUUGUCAGAUGACUCUUUCCCCCCUGAAGAUUUCGGCAUUGUUUCAGGAAUGCUCAAUGUGAAAUGGGAUCGUAUUGCUCCUGCCAGUAAUGUUUCUCACACAGUGGUUCUGCGGCCACUGAAAGCUGGAUACUUCAACUUCACCUCUGCUUCAGUUAGUUACCUGGCACAGGAAGGCGGACAGGUUGUGGUUGGUUACACAAGUGCUCCAGGUCAAGGAGGCAUUCUGGCCCAGAGAGAGUUUGACAGGCGCUUUUCUCCACAUUACUUGGACUGGGCAGCUUUUGGUGUCAUGACCCUUCCCUCCAUUGGCAUUCCUCUGCUCCUGUGGUACUCCAGCAAGAGGAAGUACGACUCACCGAAGAGCAAAAAGAACUGAGAUAUCAAUUACAGGACAAAAACAGAUCAGGGAUCAUUGUGUGAAUGUGGGGGGAGGGGUGUUAAGUGAAUUAUGGUGGGUGGGUUGAAAAUGUUGUUUUUGAAUAAAUUAAUUACCCAUAUUGGGGUAAAUGGUCAAUGAUUUAAUCUGUUUUUAAGUGAUGUUGGUCUUUAUCAAAUAAUUUUUUGAGCGAUCUGGGGAUUGAAGCAUAAAGUAGGAGGAUCAUUGACAUUUGCUUUUGACAUUAAAGUGGCCAUUCCAUGAUGGCCUUAGGUGCACCAUCUUAGUUUUUGUUUUGUUUUUUGUAACCAUUCUCAGAUGCUCAAAUGCUAAACAGAACUGUACAGUCCUUCAUGAUCAAUGGUGGGCUAGUUUGUGGAAAUAAAAGAAGGUUUUAUAGA
This is a messenger RNA of Megalobrama amblycephala (Wuchang bream), 1111 nucleotides long. It is a transcript of the gene ssr2, whose product is annotated as signal sequence receptor, beta. Bases 156 to 710 code for a protein of 184 amino acids. Gene Ontology annotation, cellular component: membrane; endoplasmic reticulum. The transcript has 6 exons. Lineage: Eukaryota; Metazoa; Chordata; Actinopteri; Cypriniformes; Xenocyprididae. The record is from RefSeq and is a predicted model, not a curated record.